AUGUGUGUGUACACACGCACCCACACUGCGCGUCUGGUGGACCCCCCGCCCAACCCUGCGCGGGCUGGGCGUGCACAAGCGAAGCUGCAGAAGCUCUCUGAUGUCUCUGACCUCGUCGUCGUCGUCGUCGCCGUCGCCGUCCCAUGUGCGCUGGGCCUUGGUGUCAUUGACUGCUGCUGCUACUACUACUACUGCUACUGCUGUUGCUGCUACUCUCUGCCUCUGGCCUCUCGUCCACCUCCCCCCCACUCCACUCCAAUCCACUCCUCCCCCCCUUGUCAUCACCACCAUCACCACCACCACCAUCAAACACCACCCUUACCAGCCCUAAUAUUACUCCCAUCACCUCCACCAUCACCUCCACCUCCACCACUACCCGACCCCCUCGGCAGCGCGUGUGCCUGA
Messenger RNA from Bipolaris zeicola 26-R-13, 405 nucleotides. RefSeq lists its product as uncharacterized. The transcript has 2 exons. The record is from RefSeq and is a predicted model, not a curated record. Bases 1 to 405 code for a protein of 134 amino acids. NCBI's taxonomy places the organism in Eukaryota, Fungi, Ascomycota, Dothideomycetes, Pleosporales, Pleosporaceae.